Drosophila elegans is the source of this 2524-nucleotide messenger RNA. RefSeq names its product glycerol-3-phosphate dehydrogenase, mitochondrial (gene Gpo1). The record is from RefSeq and is a predicted model, not a curated record. Gene Ontology annotation, molecular function: calcium ion binding; glycerol-3-phosphate dehydrogenase (quinone) activity. The transcript has 7 exons. NCBI's taxonomy places the organism in Eukaryota, Metazoa, Arthropoda, Insecta, Diptera, Drosophilidae. The coding region runs from base 206 to 2386 and encodes 726 amino acids. Gene Ontology annotation, biological process: glycerol-3-phosphate metabolic process. Gene Ontology annotation, cellular component: mitochondrion; glycerol-3-phosphate dehydrogenase (FAD) complex.
GCAGAGCAGUGCAGUUUUGCGCAGAGCGACGGCGACUGGCGAAUUAAACGGACGGAACGGAGUAUCUUGCUCCCCAGUUCUCAGCCCAGCAGUUCCAGGCAGCCAAAAGACACCCGGAAUCGAAUUCAGAACCGGAGUCCAAAUCCAGAGCACUAGCACAAUCAACUACUCGAUCGUUUCAAUAGUUUCGUGAGAGAUCCCCGAGAUGACCUCGCGAAUGUUCAAGUUCGGCGUGACCGCCGCCAGCGCCUGCGUGGGUUCCGUGCUGGCCUCCUACUCCCUGGACCGCUGGAACUCCCCCCAUGUGGUUAAUAAUGCUCAGACCCUACCGCCCAAGAGGAAGCGCACGCUGCCCCCGCGAGCGGAUCAAAUCAAGUCCCUGAUGAGCGGCGAGGAGUUCGAUGUGCUGAUCAUCGGCGGAGGAGCCACUGGGGCCGGUUGUGCCCUCGAUUCGGUUACGAGAGGACUGAAGACCGCUCUGGUGGAGCUGGAUGACUUUGCCAGUGGCACCUCUUCCCGUUCCACUAAGCUCAUCCACGGCGGAGUGCGAUAUCUGCAGAAGGCCAUCCUGGGCCUAGACCUUGAGCAGUACCGCAUGGUUAAGGAGGCGCUGCAGGAGCGCGCCACCAUGCUCGAAUCGGCGCCCCACUUGACCCACCCUCUGCCCAUCAUGCUGCCAGUUUACACGUGGUGGCAGGUGCCCUACUACUGGGUGGGCAUCAAGGCCUACGAUCUGGUGGCCGGCGAUCGCAAUGUGAAGAGCUCGUACUACCUGUCGAAAAAAGACGCCCUUGAGUUGUUCCCCAUGCUCAAGAAGGACAAGUUGUGUGGCGCCAUUGUCUACUACGAUGGCCAGCAGGAUGACGCCAGGAUGUGUCUGGCGGUGGCGCUGACGGCCGCCCGCCACGGAGCCACGGUGUGCAACCACGUGGAGGUGAAGGAGCUGCUCAAGAAGGACGACGGCACCGGAAAACAGGUGCUGUGCGGAGCCAAGGUCAAGGACCAUAUCUCCGGCAAGGAGUUCACCGUGAAGGCUAAGUGCAUCGUUAACGCCGCCGGACCCUUCACGGACUCCAUCCGCAAGAUGGACAAUCCUACGGUGAAGAGCAUCUGCUGCCCCAGCUCCGGCGUGCACAUCGUGCUGCCCGGCUACUACAGUCCCGACCAGAUGGGCCUGCUGGAUCCCUCGACCUCCGACGGCCGCGUCAUCUUCUUCCUGCCCUGGCAGCGCCAGACGAUCGCCGGCACCACCGACCUGCCCUGCGAGAUCACCCACAACCCCACGCCCACCGAGGACGAGAUCCAGUUCAUCCUCAGCGAGAUCAAGAACUAUCUGAACGCGGACGUGGAGGUGCGCCGCGGCGACGUGCUCUCCGCCUGGAGCGGCAUCCGCCCGCUGGUCUCCGAUCCCAACAAGGACGACACCCAGUCGCUGGCCCGCAACCACAUCGUCCACGUCAGCCCCUCCAAUCUCAUCACCAUCGCCGGCGGCAAGUGGACCACCUACCGGGCCAUGGCCGAGCACACCAUCGAUGCGGCAAUCAAGGCCUGCAACUUAAAGCCUGAACGCGCCGAGGCGGUGACCUCUUACCUGAAGAUCGAGGGCGGCCAGGGCUGGACCCCGACCAUGUACAUCCGUCUGGUGCAGGACUUCGGGCUGGAGUGCGAGGUGGCCCAGCACCUGGCCAAGUCGUACGGCGACCGCGCCUUCGCCGUGUCCAAGAUGGCCUCGCUGACCGGCAAGCGUUGGCCCAUCAUCGGCAACCGCAUCCACCCGGAGUUCCCGUACAUCGACGCCGAGAUCCGGUACGGAGUGCGCGAGUACGCCUGCACCGCCGUGGACAUGAUUGCCCGUCGCCUCCGGCUGGCCUUCCUCAAUGUCCAGGCUGCUCAGGAGGCACUGCCCGUGAUCGUGGACAUCAUGGGCGAGGAGCUGCAGUGGUCGAAGGACGAGAAGGAGCGCCAGAUCAAGAAGGCCACCGAGUUCCUGGCCAACGAGAUGGGCCACACGGUCAACCGCACCUCCAAGGAGCGCAUCCCCAUCAAGCUGUCCAAGGAGGAGAUCCAGACGUACAUCAAGCGCUUCCAGCUCAUCGACAAGGACAAGAAGGGCUACGUCUCCAUCAACGACAUCCGCCGUGCCCUCAAGAGCUUCGGCGAUGCCGACGUCUCCGGCGAGCAGCUUCACGAAAUCCUGCGCGAAAUCGAUACCAACAUGAACGGCCAGGUGGAGCUGGACGAGUACCUCCAGAUGAUGUCGGCCAUCAAGACGGGCGACGUGGCCUACUCGCGGUUUGCGCGCAUGGCGGAGCUGGAGGAGCAGAAGCAAGAGGCGGCCAAUCUGAAGCAGAAGAUCAGCGUGGACCGAUCCGGAGGCGGACUGUAAGAGCUGCAGGAGCACAAGCGACUUAACAACGACGACCACACAUCACCCGGCCAGCGGAGGCAAGGAUUAGGCUUAAGAUCGAUCGGUUAAGAUCAAACUUACUUUCAUUUUGCUGUUAAUAAAACUCUUUCACUCACA